This is a messenger RNA of Mizuhopecten yessoensis (Yesso scallop), 3837 nucleotides long. Its product is annotated as basic phospholipase A2 caudoxin-like. Lineage: Eukaryota; Metazoa; Mollusca; Bivalvia; Pectinida; Pectinidae. Gene Ontology annotation, biological process: arachidonate secretion; phospholipid metabolic process; lipid catabolic process. Gene Ontology annotation, molecular function: phospholipid binding; calcium ion binding. The record is from RefSeq and is a predicted model, not a curated record. The coding region runs from base 102 to 596 and encodes 164 amino acids. The transcript is spliced from 5 exons.
GUGUGUUCGCAAAUCUAAAGUUUACAUCCGGUUAGGCUACGUAUACCCGUAAGUAGGGAUUAACCUAUACUGGUUUGCUCGUGACUGGUAACUCGAGGGAAAUGACGAUCAAACUAGAAUCAAUGCUUUGCUGUUCAGCAGUUAUCUUGUUGUUCAUCUUUAGCUGUGGUGAAGGUGCUCCAAGAGAAAAGCGAGAUCUGUUGCAGCUUGUCGAACUUCUGAACGAGAUGACCAAUAUGAGUGGGUUGGCAUUCAACAACUAUGGUUGCUACUGUGGCUGGGGAGGAAACGGUGCCCCUGUGGACGCUGUUGACAGGUGCUGUAUGUUACAUGACCACUGUUACGGAGUGGUCGAAGCUUGCUACCCAAAGUGGAUUCACUACAAAUACCAGUUUGCAACCCAUCCAGACAGAAUAUUACAGUGUAUCGACAAAAAGAACAACUGCUACAAGAAGACAUGCGAGUGCGAUACAAAUCUUGCCAAAUGUGUAGCUGUAGCUCACUACCACUCCAAAAACAAGGAUAUGUCGCAGGUGUCCUGUUACAAAACCAGGGCUCCUCCCGUCCCUGCCGGUAACCCCUUCACCAAACAGUGACAUCUCUACUGAUUCACCAAUAACACCUUCACCAUUCCUGCACAACUGAAAUAUUGGAUUUAGGAUUUUCUUUAGAAUUAAUUCUCGACUUUCAAAUUCCAACAAAAAUUGCUAAAUUAGUACAAAUAUUGAGCAAGUAUUUAUUUAUUGUAUCUUUGAAUUUAUCAAAACCAUAAAAAGGCAUCUGUUUUAUUGUCAUUUCACUUUUACUGAAAUUUUGAGUUAGAUUGAGGUGUCUGUAUCAAAACCAUUAAAAGGGUAGAUUACUGUGAUGUUACUGACAAGUCUACUCUGUUGUUUAUGAUGUUCCUUUGGGUAUUAGAUAUUAUACUGUUGUUGAUUGUCCUGUAAGAACUCUACUCAGUUAUUUUUUCCCCUUAGGCAUCAAAUAAUCUACUUUUGUCUAAUUCGACUAGAUUCUAAUUGUUGAAUAUCAUUUAAUAGGGACUGUCUGAGUAAGUGCGAUGUUAUCAGCCACAGGAAGAUGUUGUGGCAAGAUUUAUUUGUCAUUGUUUUCAAUCCAUUGUUACAAAUAUUUUUUGUAUAUGUCGGGCAAGAAUUGAUUUUUAUUGAAAACUAUUUGGUCUUCCAAUUUCACCAAUUUGUUUUUCUAUUUCUAAAUUUCGAGGAAUGGUUUCUAAUUGUCUAUAUUUCCUUCCCUCUGGGUGAAAGAAUUUGUUGUAUUCAUAACUUAAGAAUUGUAUUGGAAUAUGAUUGGUAUUAUGCAAAAUUGAACUGUAUUAAAUGACCAUCAAUCAGUUCAUAUAUACAAUGUAUACAAACUAUGUCGGAGAGGGUUUUCAGGAAAUGGAAAUUUAAGUGAUAGAUCUCUAUUCCCAAGUGCUCCUAUUCCCCAUCAUAAUGUUAUUAAUUGUUUUCUUUAUUUAGUUCUGUCCAAAUUUUAAGACUUUUAUUGUAAAAAAUAGAUCUUUGUUAUUGAUAUAAUAUACAGCUAUACAUGUAUCGUGUGACACGAAAUGUUGUUUGUCAUGAGUUGUAAUAGAAAUGAUAUGAAUAGUGGGAUAUUGAGUUUCACGUAUUGCUAAAAUAUUGCUUAACUAAUAAUAAUAAUAAUAUUGCUUAAUUAAUAUAUACAUGCAUAUCAGGAACUAAAUGUGAAAAAAUGUUUAUCAUCUUUUAAUAUAAGCAAAAACAGAACCAUUUUCAUUUUCUAUACAUAUGAUAGCAGUGCUGUCACGGCCUUGGCUAGUUCAGGAAACAAGGUGUUAUAUUUAUUGCCUAUCUGGUAAAUCUGUUUUGAUUUUUAAAAAGUCUUUAUCGUACCAGGGUAUUAAGAGUUUAGAAAUAUCUUCGGUUGCAUGUGAAUGGUUUAGAUCUGUUUUACAAACUGGGCUAUUGUGUAUAUUUUUUAUGAAAUAGCAGUAACCUGAAAGUUAUAUGAAUCUCUAAUUGAUGCAAAACUAGACUUAGUUUCAAAUAUUUUUGAUAAAUCUUUGUCUAGAUAUAUAAUGUUAAGUUUGGGUGAGUAUAUAAAAAUCUUGCUGUGUGGUAAUUCUCAGCCGACGUUAAUGGUAUAUGCAGCAUUUAUUGGUACAGUACAACUACCCCUGUAUCAUUAUGUCAUGUUUCGUCAGAUCUCUUGUUGUUAAAGAGGUUUAUGUCUUUGUUUUUGAGGGGUGUUUUUGGCCUCUUUACUUAAUGGUUUAUUCAGUUUUAAAGGAAAACAAUUUUAAUGUAGAUAGUAACAUAUCUAAUGUGUGGGUUUAAUAUUGUAUGGUAAAGUUACCUUGUUAUCAAUUCACCUGUGACAAUGACUGCUGAAAGUUUGUUAAACAAUGAUAUGCAAGGUAAUUGUAUUGCUGGGAUUUUAUCGGUUAAAUGGUAUAUCUUUUAUGUAUUAUAUGAAUGUUAACAGAGCCAAACAGCUAUGGCUGCUGUUUAUAUAACCAGUGUGUAGAUCUAAUGAUUGUACAUUGUACAUGUAAUUUACAUAUUCCUGAUGGGCACAUGAAGAGAUACCUGUGUAUUUUUUAUAGGGUUUGGGUUAUUGCUUGCUUACCUUAAUGAUAUUUUGCUGUUAUUGUAAAAGGCAGAGGUUGUAAAUGAUACCUUGAUUUACAAUGGUCAAUUUUACAGGUAAUUAUAGCAGCUAGGGGUUGGAUUAACCUGCUUCCACAAUUGUAUAGCUACCAUUGUUUUAACUUUAAGUUUAUAAAGGUUUAGUCUUUAAAGAGAAUAAAAUUUUAUUGCACACGUUUUACAUAAAUAUGAGCAUAAUUUGAGUUUUAUUUGCACUCUGCACAAAGCUUCUGGAUAUCUUGUUCAUUUGAAAUGUAUGAGAAGAUCAUUUAAAUUUAGUUGCAUUUUAAUACAAAACAAUAGGUUAUAUUAUUUUCAUUACUCAUUGGUUGUGGGUGUUGGCCCAUUGGUUUUCUUAAAAACAGAAUCAAACAAAAAAUAGAUGUAAAACCAGUAGAUACCAUUGACUUUUUAUCACACAACAAAUUAUCAGAUGUUGGGUCACUAACUUUCACUUUGGUAACUACACAUUUUUAUUUCCGUUGAGUCAAUGGAUUUUCUGAUAUCACCAUCUUAUUACAUUGGUAUACCAUCCUGUAUGACUCAAAUAAGGUUUUUGAAAUAUGAUUUUAUAAUGCCUUUUGUUAAGAUUUUGACUUUGAUUUAAGUAACAUUUUAUCCCACCUAUCAAUCUAUAAUUAAGAUUUUAUGCUUCAUGUGAUUACGUUUAGACUUCUGAUUUUGAUAUUUUAUUUUUCUGUUGUAUUUGUUGUAAUGAGUGCCCUCCCCUUACAAACACCUCUCCAAUGAAAAGUGCCCCUCUCCUUUAUGACACUUACUGUAAUGAUAUAAAAGCCCCCUUUUCACAACAUGACCCUCCAUUCUGGUCCUUACCAGUUAACUAAUAAAGUUCUACAUUUGUACUCUUUAUCAGACAGUUGAAUGUCACCAUCUGACAAAGCUGUUUUACAGUGUUUUAGAGAAAGUAAACAUUUGAAAUUCUCCAUUAAAUGUGCCGGUCAGUGACCAUUUACAGCAGCUGCCACAAGCUGUAAUUGUUAUCCUAACAAGCACCCCAGUGUGUCAAAUUUUCACAUACCCAGGGCAAUAAUUACAACGAGUACAGUACCUAUGAUUUUAAUGAGAUUAUAAGCAAGUAAAAGUGCUGUUCAGAAAAAUUGCAAUCCAAUGUAUGUUUUCGUUGUUUGGGCAUAAAACUAUUUUUAUACAGAUUGAGAAUAAAUUUUAAUUUCUUUUGAAC